Didymosphaeria variabile is the source of this 747-nucleotide messenger RNA. RefSeq lists its product as uncharacterized. The record is from RefSeq and is a predicted model, not a curated record. The transcript has a single exon. Bases 1 to 747 code for a protein of 248 amino acids. NCBI's taxonomy places the organism in Eukaryota, Fungi, Ascomycota, Dothideomycetes, Pleosporales, Didymosphaeriaceae.
AUGGUCAUCCUUGGUGGACUCGAGAUCAUCGCCGGAGGCUAUAUUGUCCACCGCUACCAGAAGAACAAGAACGAGAAGAAGAGACUCGAACAAGAGGCUCAGCAGAGGCGACACAACACCUUCCCCGGCGCAAAAUCGCAGCCCUUUAAUCAAUCACAUCCACAACACGCGAUACCCCCGCAGAAGCAUGGCUAUGUAGCACACGCUCCACCUAAUCGUUCCCAAUCAUCUUAUCCUCCUCCGCAUCGUCCUUAUACUGAGCCACCACCGCAUCGGCUGCACAAUGCUCCACAUGCAUCCCAGCCGCAAACCUUCAUGAUUCCGCGACGCCCGCUUCCCAAGCAGCAUCAUGCACCGCCGCCCCCGCAGAUAAUACAACCACUUCAGCGAGCCGACUCCAUGGCAACGAUAUCGCGCAUGCCUAUCGCGAAUGGUUACCGACCCAGCAAUCUGCUAGACGAUCCUCAACUCCCCCCGCGUCGACAGAAUUCACAGCUGUCGCCAAUCCCUCAGUCGCCCAUGGCUCCGCCGUACGGGCACCCUGGUUUUGCCGUUUCAUCGCCUGCCCUUGUCAACUACCCUACAACGACUACCCAUAGCCCGAUUCAGUAUGGUGGUAGACAGACCGUUGACGAUAACUGGGAAACUUUCAACCAGGCGCCUGGUCACGGACACUAUGCCUCCACGGUGUCGACGGCUCUUGGAGAGGCCAGGGACGAUGAUCCUCCGCCGCCGUACCGCCCUUAA